UGACUAGGGGCUGGGAGAAUGGGGAUGGUGCCGCUGAAGAGGGCGCCGGUUUGGGGCUUAACCCCGAUUCUGCUUUUGGGGCUGCAGAUCGAGCAGAAGUUGUUGAGGUCGGAUCUGGAGAGGAUGGUGGCGGAUAAGAUGCCGUUGAGGAUGCCGGGGCAGAGGGUGGCGAACUGGUAUCUGGUGGGAAGAACGGGGUGACGGUGGUGAACGCAAUAGCAAUCACAUGGAAAGCAGCAUUCAGGCUCGACUUGGAACGAAUGCAGCCUCCCGCAUGGCAACGGUUGGGUUGUUUGGUGACACCGCAGGCUGCGAACUACAGGAAGCCAUGCGCUACCUCGCCUAUAUCAACGCAUGUAUCAAUGCCCGUUGGUGUGCAUGCGCAACCGCUGGGGGGUCCGAGUCGAUCAUCCCAUAAUGUGCUUCCUGGACUCGGCCAAUUCGCUGCUUAAGAGAUGUCAAUGCACUGGCAACACUUCUCAUCCUCUCCCGCAUCACAACAGCAGACCCACAAACUUGCUCGCCUUUCCCCCUACUCAAAACACCCAACGGCAACGGACCCCUCACAGAACCCAGUCCUUCCUCGACACCAUGCAGGUCUUCAAAUGGACAAUCAACAGAUCUUCCACCAGCCUCGCCUUGUACGAGAAAGACACCGUCGGCACUCAGCAACUCUUCUGCAAGUUGGCAUUUCUCAGCGGAGUGUGCCCACAGCUCCUUUGCCUGGGAUGGCGAUCCCACAGGAACUGUGGGCAGCGAGUUUUUACCUUCUGCUCUUUGAUCCUAGGCCGACAGGGGGCCAACCACUUAGCUCAGUCGAGAGAUUUUAAUAUCAGCGAUGCGUCUACGGACACAACGACGACAGCGGUCAUUGCUGGCGCGGCGAUUACGGACGGGGGCUUGGGUUCUGUGCUCUUGAGUAUUCUGUCUGCGGAGGCUUCUGCCUUCUCGCCUACCCAGGUAUCUUCAACGGCGCCGCCAUCCGUCGAGAGAAUACCAGGCCCGCCGACUUCUACCCCAUCUACAGCUUCAAAUCCAGUUUCUUCUACAUCAUCAACGUCGACAGGCACUCCUUCAUCGCCUCUCUCCUCCCCUGUAGUCUCAGCCUCAACCACAAUGACAUCAAUGAACUUCACCUCCCCGGUAUCCACAUCUAUUGCCCCUCUCAAUUCAGACAAACACAACACAAUACCGUAACGCCUAAAUUUGCACUCAAGCUAGCCCUUGGUCUCGGUCUUGGCAUGAGCCUUCUCAUCUUCGCCGCUGGAGUACUGUUCUAGCAUCAGAGAAAAAAGAAGAAACACCUAGUCCAGGAGGAACCGUCUUUUCGUCAAGGAGCAGAACCGACCGUGGAGGAGAUCGCUUAUGCGAAGGCGGAGAUAGAACGCUCUGGAAUGGGUCAUGUUGGGAAAAGGGGGGGGCGGCUGGGACGGAAAAGGCAGAACUACCGGAGUCCAAGGUGGCUUGCGACGCAGAUUGAACUACCUAACUGAGGGCUCGAGUUGGAUUUGGAAUCAGGUUGGGAGGAUGGGUUAGAGGAGAGGGGAGGGUGUAAUGGUGGAUGUAAGGUUUGUAGAUGGACAUGCUGUGAAAUUGCCGCUUACUCAAGUAAUCUUACCAUCACAGUUGGGGUGAAUCUCGGGAAUCAGACAUUUGUUGCACAUCUGCUCAAA
Messenger RNA from Hyaloscypha bicolor E, 1673 nucleotides. RefSeq lists its product as uncharacterized. The coding region runs from base 355 to 1197 and encodes 280 amino acids. The record is from RefSeq and is a predicted model, not a curated record. The transcript is spliced from 4 exons. Lineage: Eukaryota; Fungi; Ascomycota; Leotiomycetes; Helotiales; Hyaloscyphaceae.